Molecule: messenger RNA, 1934 nt
Organism: Schistosoma turkestanicum
Lineage: Eukaryota; Metazoa; Platyhelminthes; Trematoda; Strigeidida; Schistosomatidae
Source: the annotation of a GenBank genome assembly
UCAUUACGCAACCAAUAACAGACGUAGCAACACAGUUUAUUGGUCGAUAUCGAUUGAUCGGUUAAAAGAACUCAAUGCUUUUUAAACUGAGAUCAAUUAUUCGAAAUGCAUUUCUAGGAUUAUAUUACAUUGAAUUCUUCCUACUCAUCAACUAGUUUCAGGAUUACUCGUAUACAAUCCAAUCAGAUCUGUGAUCAUACAUACUAUAUACCAGCAGCUGUCAGUAUGCAAUAUAUCUCUAAUCAUUUGUGCUGAAUUUCAGUUCAUCAUUGGUGGAAUUACAGAGACAUUUAUCAUUACAGAUAUCCAACUUUGACAGUUUAUCCUUUCUUGUGUACACAUGUUUGUGAAACCGCCUGUAGUCAGAACAAACAGAAAUCUUCGUGGACGCCCUCCAUCUACACCUACCUCUCUGGUUAUAACAGGUCGUCCACUGUUACGACAAGUGGUCAGAAGUCGUCGAUCAGAUCCAGUCCGUGAAGCAUAUGUUUUCGAAGUUAGAGAAGGUCCUGUGGUUAACAGCAGCACAAAUGCAGGUGCUGCAGUGAUGAUACCCCAGCCAUGGGUUAUUGUGCACGAUUAUUUCAAGGGAAGUAGUUUUGUUAGUCUUCCUGUGUCUAUUUGCAGCACACUAUUGAAACACCUAUUGACAUGUUCUAUGACUGAUGAUGAUGAGCACCAGAUAGAAAGUUCAGAAGAUAGUGAAGUGGAGUGUAGCUCUUCACCUUCGCCUAAAGAUAAGGAAGAGGCGAGUUCGACUGAGACACUCGGUGAAGCAGUAUCACAAGUUGAAGGUGAGACGGUGACCAAGAAAGCCUCUUCGAGAGUGGGAUCUCGGACAUUUCAGCUGAGUUUAUUGAAACCGAUCAGAAUAGUAUGUGAAGCGACGGGAUGUACACUAGAGGUGACAGCACGUAAUCCUGUAGCAAAGCACACAUCUGUUAAUUCAGCAGAACCAACACAAACAGUGCAAGCGGAUCUUGACAAACGAUGGCUUGUUUCAGCUCCACUGGAAGUUCGGACAAAUGUUUCUUCAAGUGUUGAGCAAGCUGUUGAUAACAGUGGUAUCGGCAGUACCACUAAUGGAAGUGGUCGACGUCAGAACUUUUGGGAGAGGCGUGGUACAUUGGAAUUACAUGAGAGAUUAAUGCCUCAGCUGUUAACAUUUCUUGCUGAUGUCGUGACUCGUUAUCGAACAGUUGAUCUAAUUCCAAAAGUUCCAUCACUCUAUAGUAUGUCAGGAGAAAGGAGGUUCUUGUUCAAUUUGAAAGACACUCGAUGGGGAAAACGACUUCACAUUUCCCAAGUCACUGACCUACAUCGUAAUAUUAUCGGUAUUCCAUUAGAGGAUUUGGUCAGUUUCCGUUCAAGGUUAGAUACAGUGAUACAAAGUUUAGGACUGGAUAAUCACUACGCCAUACGAUCGUCUAUUUAUAGAAGCGGUGAGAAUCGGUCAACACAUAAGGAACAGCAUACAUCAGUUCCAUCUCACAACACCUCCAAUGCAACAAGUGAAUAUGUGGAUGGUAUGAAGAGAGACGAGCAUAAUAAUCGGAUUCACACGAACAAUACACGAAACCGUACUAUUCAUGGACGUGAAAGACGUUCUUUACGUACAGGGGUAUUCGCAUUGAACAAUAUGGAAGGUGGGUAUGUAGGCGUAAAUGGUGUACGUGGACAUCAAUUUAAACAAACAGAGAAGAAUCAAAUGUCUUCUAAUCGAGAUUUAAGACAUCUGAUGAAAUUGAAGAUAAUUAAGUAAACAUGAGUUGUGAUAUUGAGAACAUGUCGGAACCGGUGGCAUAUAUAUAUAAAUAUUGAGGGUUGCGAAACCCUCAAACCAGACUGACUACUCACUCAUCAAAGGAAUUAUACCUACACAUACGCACACAUGUUUGAGAGGAAAAACCAAAAUAUAAUUUUAUUGAACUGAG